UUUCACAUCGUGGCGCGCUGUGGUUGAUUGCUUUGGCAUAAUAAACAUCGGUACUCCCUAUGAUCCAAGAGGCGACUGAUCUGAUUCGGGACGCCCCACCUCUCUCUCUCUCUCUCUCUCUCUCGCUCUCGCUCUCUCUCUGGUUUUGAUUCCCGAUUCAGGUGAAUCUAAUUAUCAUCUGGAACCCUAGAUGUUUAUUUCUGUCCCCUGAUUUUGUUUUAUGAAAGCCUACUGCUUUCAUAGUAGUCUCUGAAGCUCAGAAUUGAGUUUUAGGGCUCAAUUUGGGUGAAUCCACUUUGUAUCGAAGUGGGUUUUCAAUUAUGGAAGGUAACAAGGACGAAGCUUUAAGAUGUGUGGGUAUUGCCAAGGAGGCGAUCGCAUCGGGUAACAAGCAGCGUGCACUAAAAUUCAUUGGAAUUGCACGACGGCUUAACCAUAAUUUGUCUGUUGAUGAUCUUUUGGCCGCUUGCGAAAAUUUAGAUUCGGGGUCUCCUGGUCCUUCUAACGAUGAAAAACCUGUUGAUAGUAGUAAGAAUGAGGCGGCUUCGGGUAAAUUUGCUGAGGUUUCGAACGGGGAGCAUAAUUAUACUGAAGAGCAUGUGCAGUUGAUUAGGGAAGUCAGGAGAAGUAAGGAUUACUAUGAAAUUCUUGGUUUGCAAAAAGGUUGCCCGGUGGAGGAGAUUAGGAAGGCGUAUAGGAAAUUGUCAUUGAAAGUUCAUCCUGACAAGAACAAGGCUCCGGGUGCUGAGGAGGCAUUUAAGAAAGUUAGCAAGGCAUUCAAGUGCUUGAGCAAUGAUGAUUCGAGAAGGCAGUAUGAUCAGACGGGAUUGGUUGAAGAAUUUGAGUACAACCAGCAGUACAAUGGCAGGCAGCGGAGAAGGAGAACUGGGCAUGAGUUUUUUGAUGAUGAUGUCGAUCCUGACCAGAUAUUCAGGGCGUUCUUUGGCCAGACCGAGAUGUUUCGGGCAUCUCAUGUUUACAGGACUAGGGAAACAGCCAAUCAACCGAGGGAAGAGUUUGGUGGCGCAGGGCCUAAUGUGAUGCUUCUUCUUCAAAUAUUACCAUUUUUGAUAAUAUUUUUGCUUGCUUAUCUGCCCUUCUCGGAGCCUGAAUAUUCUUUGCAGAAGAACUAUUCCUAUCAGUUUCCCAAGGUUACUGAGAAACAUGGAGUGGAGUUUUAUGUUAAAUCACCAGAAUUUGAUAAGAAAUUUCCACUUGAAACUCCUGCUCGAGCUAAUAUUGAGAAUAAUGUGAUAAAGGAUUACAAAAAUAUGCUUGGUCGUUACUGUCACAUAGAACUGCAGAGGCGUCAAUGGAGCAGGAACUUACCAACUCCCCAUUGUGACAAGCUACAAAACUUUGGUAUCGCAUGAAGGUCAGUUGAAGAGUCCCUUCACUAUUAUUUAGAGAAUUAUUGUUUGGUUUUAGUUAGCCCUAUGGAGUGGAAUUUAUUUAUAAAUAUGUGGUGCUGAAACAUUAUGCGAGCAGUCUAUGUACAUUGUAUGUUAUAUUUAUCAAAUGACUGCUUUUCUUUCA
Camellia sinensis is the source of this 1536-nucleotide messenger RNA. The record is from RefSeq and is a predicted model, not a curated record. NCBI's taxonomy places the organism in Eukaryota, Viridiplantae, Streptophyta, Magnoliopsida, Ericales, Theaceae.